UGGAAGUCGUGUAUUACCCGCUUGUUGUAAUUCAAAACAUGUUUCUGCCUAACGUGUUCAUUCCGUGCUUGGCUCUUGUUUUAGAUAUACUUGCAAUCGCUGCUAGUCCACCGCAUAUAAUUUUCUUCUUGGCUGAUGAUCUCGGGUGGAAUGACGUUGGCUGGAAGAAUCGCGAGAUUAAAACUCCGAAUCUGGAUCGACUGGCGCGAGCAGGGGUGAUCCUGAAUAGUUCAUACGUCCAGCCAGUCUGUACCCCUUCGAGGACUGCUAUAUUGACUGGUCAAUACCCUUUCCGCACUGGCCUACAGAGUGGAAUCAUGCCGCAGGACAGGCCGACAUAUCUCCCGGACAAGUUCCGUCUACUGCCAGAGGAGCUGAAAAAACUCGGAUAUAAAACACAUUUGGUUGGGAAGUGGCACCUCGGGUACUGCAACUCCAAGUACACGCCCACAUACCGGGGCUUUGACAGUUUCCUUGGGUUCUACGGAGGGGCUGAGGACUAUUACUCUCAUAUCAGAGGUCAACAGAACAGCAUCGGCUUGGACUUCUGGUUGAACUCGUCCGUCCUCGCUACUGAAAAUGGAAAUUACUCUACUUUUGUGUUUGCACGACGGGCUAUUGACAUCAUCCGGACGCACGAUCAGAAAUCGCCCCUCUUCCUGUUUGUGUCAUUCCAAGCUGUGCACGUGCCCUUGCAGGCUCCAAAGAGGUUUAAAGACUUGUACUCAAGAAUCCGGUAUAGAUCUCGACGUUUAUAUAGUGCCAUGGUCUCCGCAAUGGACGAGGCUAUUGGAGAUAUAAUGAGGUCACUCAAAGUCGAAGGAUUGCUCAAAAACUCCCUCGUCAUAUUUACCUCAGAUAACGGUGGCGCCCCCUAUGCAGGCGGAAAUAACUGGCCGCUACGGGGUGCAAAGACAACUCUAUGGGAGGGAGGCAUGAGAGUCCCCACCCUUGUGUACAGUAAGACUUUGCUCAAGAAGAGGAUACAAUGGCAUGAUGGGCUGUUUCAUGCAGUGGACUGGUACCCUACGCUGCUGCACGUUGCAGGUGGGAAGUCAAGUAACACAAUGGACGGUGUCAACCAAUGGAUGAUGAUACGGAAGGGGACGCGUAGCAAACGUCGGCAGAUCGUUCACAACAUCGACGACAUACGACAGAACUCAGCAUUACGUAUUGGUCACAUGAAGCUCAUCCACGGCAAUCCAGGGCGCUAUAACAACUGGUACCCCGUACCUACCCUGUGGACAGACAGGUGCCUCUAUAAAGCUGACAAGCUCAGGCUUCCCGAGUACCAACUCUUUAACAUUACAGCUGACCCAACAGAGAGUUAUGACAUCGCCUACAAGUCCCCAGAUAUCCUAGCCAAGAUGAUCAAGAUCUUAAACCGUUACAAGAGGAAGAUGGUGCCGUCGUCUUUAGGAAAGUCAACACGUAAAUCCAAUCCUAAAUACUACGGUGGAGUGUGGGCUUCAGGCUGGUGUUGAGAUGUUGCCGUAUCUCCUGAUAAAACCUAUCGCCAACCCCAACAUGGAUGUUUGGUCCAUUGAUUUUCGAAGCCGUGAAACUUGCUUCAGGAGCCAUAUAUCUCGAAUCAAGAUACCUGGAUGUGUUCAUGACAGUAAUAUUGUACCUGGCUAUUGUUGUAUCAAAAGUACGUUUCCCUCAUGUGAUUCUCUCAUCUUGAUAUACUGAACCUGUCGUCUCGAAUUUGGAUAUUUCGAACCCGACGUCUGUAAUCUGAAUGUAUAAAACCGGAUGUCU
This is a messenger RNA of Haliotis rubra (blacklip abalone), 1761 nucleotides long. RefSeq names its product arylsulfatase J-like. Lineage: Eukaryota; Metazoa; Mollusca; Gastropoda; Lepetellida; Haliotidae. The record is from RefSeq and is a predicted model, not a curated record. The transcript has 14 exons. The coding region runs from base 39 to 1484 and encodes 481 amino acids.